This is a messenger RNA of Candidozyma haemuli, 801 nucleotides long. RefSeq lists its product as uncharacterized. Gene Ontology annotation, cellular component: mitochondrion. The transcript is spliced from 2 exons. NCBI's taxonomy places the organism in Eukaryota, Fungi, Ascomycota, Pichiomycetes, Serinales, Metschnikowiaceae. Gene Ontology annotation, biological process: mitochondrial respiratory chain complex I assembly; iron-sulfur cluster assembly. Gene Ontology annotation, molecular function: 4 iron, 4 sulfur cluster binding; ATP binding; ATP-dependent FeS chaperone activity. The coding region runs from base 1 to 801 and encodes 266 amino acids. The record is from RefSeq and is a predicted model, not a curated record.
AUGGCAUUGACGAAAACCACCAACUUCAUUCGUCCACAGUUCAUUUCAAGGACUUUGGCUCUGUCCCAGAGCUUGCGUCACGAGAAUCCAUUGGGUUUGCCAAAGGAUAAGAAUGCCCCACAGAUGCCUCGUAUGUCCAGAGGACUACCGGUGAAACAACGUAUUCCUAAUGUGGAUAAGACAAUUCUUGUUGCUUCGGGUAAAGGUGGAGUUGGCAAGUCGACCGUUGCAGUGAACACAGCAUUGGGGCUACAGAAGCUCGGUAAGAACACAGGUAUCCUAGAUGUGGAUAUCUUUGGACCAUCUAUCCCAAAGCUACUCAAAUUGAGUGGCGAACCAAGACUAUCAGAAAGUGGGAAGUUGCUACCCAUGACUAACUAUGGUUUAGCGUCCAUGUCUAUGGGCUACUUAGUUCCUCCAGAGAAUGCCGUGGUAUGGCGAGGACUCAUGGUGAUGAAAGCACUACAGCAAUUGAUGUUUGAAGUGGAAUGGCCUAAGUUGGAUUACUUGGUGGUGGACAUGCCUCCAGGAACAGGCGAUACUCAACUUAGUGUGACACAGCAAUUGAAGGUUGAUGGUGCUGUCAUUGUCUCUACUCCACAGGAUAUUGCAUUGAUUGAUGCUGUGAAAGGUAUGGCAAUGUUCAAUAAGGUUAACACUCCAGUGCUAGGAAUAGUUCAGAAUAUGAGCUACUUUUUAUGUCCUAAUUGCAAGCACGAGUCUCAUGUCUUUGGCACUGAAGGUGCUGCCAAGGAAGCAAAGAAACAAGGCCUUGAUGUAUUGGCCAUCGGACGCUGGUAA